CAUUAUCCUUAUGAGAGGGUUUGACUGUAAUUAUACUGCUCCCUGCCAUGGCCACUCAUGUGCAUGCGUGCAGGAGAACGAGAACAGUCUCCUCCACCCAAACUCCGCUUCGCGAGGGCGAUCCAACAGCUUCUCAGAUCGGAGAUGGGCGAGGUGACGCCGGAGAUGGAGCGUAUCUUCAAGCGCUUCGACACCAACGGCGACGGCAAGAUCUCGCUGGCGGAGCUCGGCGAGGUCCUCCGCACGCUGGGCUCCACCUCCGGCGACGACGUGAAGCGCACCAUGGCGGAGAUCGACACCGACGGCGACGGCAACAUCGACUUCAAAGAGUUCGCCGCCUUCUGCCACGCCAACCCCGGUCUCAUGAAGGACGUCGCCAAGGUCUUCCUUUGAGUUCUGGUCUCCUUUCUUCUUCUUCUUCUUCUUCUUUUGGUCUCUUCUGACCAAUCGCAGCUGUGUACGUAAUGGGAUCUUGUGGAGAUUGUCAGCUUAAUGAUUUGUGUCGCCAUAUGAACUCUCACCAAAUCAGUUUAAUAUUGCUAUUCCAAUAUGAAAUGGUUUUGUGCUG
This is a messenger RNA of Musa acuminata AAA Group (dessert banana), 568 nucleotides long. Its product is annotated as polcalcin Phl p 7-like. Gene Ontology annotation, molecular function: calcium ion binding. The transcript is spliced from 3 exons. Lineage: Eukaryota; Viridiplantae; Streptophyta; Magnoliopsida; Zingiberales; Musaceae. The record is from RefSeq and is a predicted model, not a curated record. The coding region runs from base 58 to 393 and encodes 111 amino acids.